This is a messenger RNA of Pseudophryne corroboree (corroboree frog), 4071 nucleotides long. RefSeq names its product LYN proto-oncogene, Src family tyrosine kinase (gene LYN). Bases 283 to 1824 code for a protein of 513 amino acids. The record is from RefSeq and is a predicted model, not a curated record. NCBI's taxonomy places the organism in Eukaryota, Metazoa, Chordata, Amphibia, Anura, Myobatrachidae. Gene Ontology annotation, cellular component: extrinsic component of cytoplasmic side of plasma membrane. Gene Ontology annotation, molecular function: ATP binding; signaling receptor binding; non-membrane spanning protein tyrosine kinase activity. Gene Ontology annotation, biological process: DNA damage response; tolerance induction to self antigen; regulation of platelet aggregation. The transcript has 13 exons.
UUCAGCUGUGUGGCUACACACCAGGAAGUACAGCUGACAAAAAAAACUACCAAGCCCUGUUGUUCAGAUAGUUCCUCAUAGUGACCGGCUGCAGGGGAAGCGGCCACCGCCACCACUGCUGCUGCUGCUGCUCCCUCUUCCAUUCCCGCAGGGCUAGAAAGCCAUAUACUACCGGACUUCGCGGACCUCGCCUCCCUGUUCCAUCCACACCUUGCUUUCUAUUAUCCUGGCUGCUCCCGGCCGCUGCAGGGAUCCGCUGUAACCUACAGAUCGAGGAAAAAUAUGGGAUGUAUCAAAUCGAAAACGAAAGACCGUGGACCGGGGUUAGAAAACGAUUUGAAGAACUAUCCAGUACGUAAACCUGAACGAACUAUUUAUGUACCAGAUCCAACGUCCAAUAAGCAGCAAAGGCCACAACAAAAUGCAGGAAGUCUUCUACCUGGACAAAGGAUGCUGCCUGCAGAAGCAGAGGAGAAGGGAAAUAUUGUAGUAGCAUUGUAUCCAUAUCAAGGGAUCCACCAAGAUGACCUAAGCUUCAAAAAAGGAGAAAAGUUGAAAGUUCUUGAAGAGCACGGAGAAUGGUGGAAAGCAAAAUCCUUGAUCACCAAGAAAGAAGGAUUCAUUCCAAGCAAUUAUGUGGCCAAAGUUAACACGCUAGAGACAGAAGAAUGGUUUUUCAAGGACAUUACGAGAAAAGAUGCAGAACGGCAACUGUUAGCUCCUGGAAAUAGUCCUGGUGCCUUCCUGAUCAGAGAGAGCGAAACGUUGAAAGGUAGCUACUCGUUGUCAAUAAGGGAUUUUGACCCCAAGACCGGGGACGUCAUUAAGCACUACAAAAUCAGGACUCUCGAUAAUGGCGGUUUUUACAUAUCUCCCAGAAUCACUUUCCCGUGUAUCAGUGACAUGAUACACCAUUACCAGAAACAAGCGGACGGACUAUGUAGGAAACUUGAUAAGCCAUGCUAUAGUCCAAAACCACAAAAACCCUGGGACAAGGAUGCUUGGGAAAUUCCAAGGGAGUCUAUCAAACUAGUGAAGAAACUUGGAGCUGGCCAGUUUGGAGAAGUCUGGAUGGGUUUCUAUAAUAAUAAUACAAAGAUAGCGGUGAAAACGCUGAAGCCAGGAUCCAUGUCUGUGGAAGCUUUCAUGGAGGAAGCAAACCUGAUGAAGACCCUCCAGCAUGACAAACUAGUUAGACUUUACGCUGUGGUUACCAAGGAGGAUCCAAUUUACAUUAUUACUGAAUAUAUGGCCAAGGGAAGUCUUCUAGAUUUUAUGAAGAGUGAUGAAGGUCCUAAAGUGCUUCUUCCAAAGUUGAUUGACUUCUCUGCUCAGAUUGCAGAAGGCAUGGCCUACAUAGAAAAAAAGAACUAUAUCCAUCGGGAUCUUAGGGCUGCCAAUGUGCUGGUCUCCGAUUCUCUAAUGUGUAAAAUAGCUGACUUUGGUCUGGCCCGAGUCAUUGAAGAUAAUGAAUACACAGCAAGAGAAGGUGCAAAAUUCCCCAUCAAAUGGACAGCCCCAGAAGCAAUUAACUUUGGAUCAUUUACAAUAAAAUCAGAUGUGUGGUCCUUUGGAAUUCUCCUAUAUGAAAUAAUUACAUAUGGAAAGAUCCCCUAUCCAGGUAUGAGCAACGCAGAUGUGAUGUCGGCCCUCCAGCGUGGAUAUCGGAUGCCACGCAUGGAGAACUGUCCUGAGGAGCUGUACGAUAUCAUGAAACAAUGCUGGAAGGAGAAAGCGGAAGAGAGACCAACAUUUGAUUACUUACAGAGUGUGUUGGAUGACUUCUACACAGCUACAGAAGUACAAUAUCAACAGCAGCCAUAGACCAUGGAUAAAUCCCCCUAUUGUAAUAUAAAACUGACUGAACAGGUUAUUCCAGUUCCCCUUUUCCUAGGGCACCUGGAGAAUCUGCUACUGCUGAAUAACCACGUCCAGUAGUGUACUCUCUGACCAUGGCUUUCUGAUUUCUGUGUCAUCGGAAUUUAUGUGGGGUACAUUUUACAUGGACUUUUUGGCAUCAGAUUCCUAGGAACUAUGAAACAAAUGUGUAUAUAAAGGACUGCAAUCUCUGAGGAUUUAAAGGUGAAAUUAGCUAACCGGUUAACAUGUAUCGGUCACCUAAUCACAGCUGAGGCAGCCAUAUUGUGGACUAUACCAAUGUGUUUAAGUGAUAAACAUAAAGGCGUGAAUUGCAUAAUCCAACAAGAGUCCCUGGCACAUCGGUGUUUCAUAAAUAUAAUCCGAUUAUAACAGGUUUCAAAUAUUUGUCAUGAGGUUUCCCCUUUCUGCAAGAGCAUUGGUCUAUAACUGGGAUAAGCAGCCCAGAAUAUAAAACCACGCGUUUGCGCUACACACUAUGUACAAAUUGUAUUUAAAUUGUCUUUGUGUCCUUAUAGUCUAUGCACAACAUAUAAAAAGACAAUCUGUUUUACAGUAGCAAGGCCACCAGGUGAGUGUGUUAACAUAACACACAGAUAAAUUUAGUGGUGAGAAAAUCUAAAGGUAAGUAUUAUAUUCUCAGGGAUUUUAGUAAACAUUGUGGUUCAUUAAAUAUACCUGAAUGCAUAUAUACAAUAACCAGUCUUUUUAGCAAGUUGGCUUCUUGCAGCUUAAAAGGGAGAUUUAAAAGUAAAUGAGACAUUGCUUAGACAAGAAGUUGAAAAACAGUACCUUAGGGUCUCUUAGAUCUGUUUUAUUUGCAAUAUUAUAAUGCACAGAUAAAAUGUACCUUUUCGGGUAUAUGGGUAAAAAAUUACGGCAAGAUUUGUGAUGUUUAGGCUUCAGAGAGCGGCACCUUUAGUGACACUUUUGUGAAACGGUGUGGUGUAAAGAUUGGCACAGAAGCUGUGUUCCCCCUUGUUCAGGCAGCCUUUGCACAGUGCCACUUAUACAACCACAAGUCCGACAGUUCCACUGGAAACAAUAUUUGAUCAACACAAAAUUUUGUUGCAUUUAAUGGAGCACCUACAUUUUAUAUUGGAACUCGUACCAAUAAAUUAAGUGUAAAAUACAAAGAAGAAAAUGAAGAUGAAAGAAAUGUUUCUUAAGUGAACAACAACCCUGCUUAAUUUAUCUGUUUCUCGUUAUUAAUUAUUUAAUAUUAUGUGGAAGUGAACCUGGCAAUCCAUGUUAGUAUGUGAUAUCAUCAUAUUUCCUACUGCAGAUACUAGGGAACAGGAAUGUUAUUGUUCCUGUAAUAGUAAAGCAGAGACGUCAUUGUAUCUAAUCUAUGGUCAUUAAAAAUUUCAAGUAUAUGGCUUAUGCCUAAAUUUGUGACUUCAGUUCCUAUUUCCCUGGGCUAUAAAUCCAUAAAAGGUCCAAUAUACAGUACAGGUAUGCUGACCGCCGGGAUCCCGACCGACGGUCACCUGACUACAAGCCUACAAGGAUAUAGGAAACGUCUUUGUAAGCUGCCUUGCACACUUCAAUUAGCCAGUUUGUAUAAUGUAAUGUAAGUAGGUAGAUCAAGCCACUGUGAGUGGAGAGUGACACGUCACAUCACUCAUAGGUAGAAUGGAAGUACUUUAUAUCACUGAAUACAGUGGAGGCAAUCUGUGCAACAUGCACUGCCCUUUGCUGUACAUUGAGGGUAAGUUACAGGUAAACCUACCUAGGUAAGCAGAUAUUUGCCACUGUUGGAUAUGAGAGCCACAUGAGCUAAAAGUGUAGGUGGCUGGUCCAAUUUGAAGGUGUUUGCUUCAAAAUGAAGCUCAGACACUCAAUAACCUUACUUUGACUAUUGUUCUGUUUGCAAGUAAGGGUCAAAAAGGUAUUUGUAAGGCAAUCAUGAUUUAAUAAGUGGGUUGGAGACCUUGAGCACAUGUUUAUGUUCUGUGAGCAAAAAGUGCUAUCUCACGCGGUGACCUUACUUAUGCACUGAGCACAUAAGUGAAUAUGUGAUCAUUGUACAAUGUUCCUUCUAUUUACGAGAAUUAUCUUACUGCAUAUCAUUUCUACUAACCAAGGCUGAAUUCACACACCUGAUUCUAAGGUUCUACAAGUUUUUGCUGUUUCCUUAAUCAACUUUGUAAUGUAAAUCUAUUUUAGUAAAAUAAUUUUGUUAUUGCUAAA